Molecule: messenger RNA, 1095 nt
Organism: Hippocampus zosterae (dwarf seahorse)
Lineage: Eukaryota; Metazoa; Chordata; Actinopteri; Syngnathiformes; Syngnathidae
Gene: smtna
Product: smoothelin a
Exons: 7
Coding region: 166-915 (249 amino acids)
Biological process (GO): actin cytoskeleton organization
Cellular component (GO): microtubule organizing center; filamentous actin
Molecular function (GO): protein binding
Source: RefSeq, a predicted model, not a curated record
GCCAGCACUGCAGCGACGCUGUGAGGCCACUUCGGCGUGUUUCCUCUCAGUUUACAUUCUUCUGACUAACACUUGGCUGAAGGCACACGGGAUGCCGGGAAUGUCCUACUUGUGUCUUUGUGCCAUUUCUUUCACACGUUAGAAGAAGACUGUAAGCCUCGGCCGAUGGAGCCAACGCCUCAACCUGAACACGGAGCGACCGUGAAGGUGACCAGCGAGCAGCUUGCUGCGAUUGACGAUGAGGACGUCCUCAACAAGAUGUUGGACAAUGCUGGAGAAUUUGAAGAGAGGCGACUCAUCCGUGCUGCGUUGAGGGACCUGUUGAAGAAGAAGCGAGACAAACGGGAGCAGGAGCGAGGGUCCCGUCAGCAGGACUUGAGGCAGCGCGGCCUGAGCAAAGAACCCACGCCAGGGGGUGGAGUCCGGGGCUCAGCGAGGGCAACCGUCAACCAGCAGCCUGCAACAAACAGUCGACCAGCCUACUCCAUGACAGCAGGCGGUCAAGCCAGUCCUGCUCAAGCCACCCAGAAAUGCCCCCCCUCUGCAGUCCCCAACGCUAAAAACGUCAAACAGAUGCUUCUGGACUGGUGCAAGGCCAAAACAGAGCCAUAUGAGGGAGUGGACAUCCACAACUUCUCCUCCAGCUGGAAGGAUGGCAUCGCCUUCUGCGCUUUGGUGCACCGCUUCUUCCCCGAAGCUUUUGAGUAUUCCACCCUGAACCCUAACAAGGCCAUGGACAACUUCCAGCUGGCGUUCAGUACCGCAGAGAGGCUGGCCGGCUGUCCCCCACUGCUGGACCCCGAAGACUUGGUCCGGAUGAAGGAGCCCGACUGGAAGUGCGUUUACACGUACAUCCAAGAGUUCUACCGCUGCCUGGUUGAAAAGGGCCUGGUCAAAACCAAAAAGAGGGCUUAAGUCUCUUGGCUGGACAUUCGCAUUUAAACAAAGUCAAGUAGACACACUCGGUUUGCCGUGAAGAAAUGGAAGGCAUAGCUUUGGAACGUGAUCAUUAAUGGACCCUUGAUCAGGUACAUCCACACUGACAGAGUGCAAAAUCUGAUUUUACAAACAAUAAAAUGCAGUUUGGAUUGACAC